Anopheles coustani is the source of this 1314-nucleotide messenger RNA. RefSeq lists its product as uncharacterized. The record is from RefSeq and is a predicted model, not a curated record. Gene Ontology annotation, biological process: trehalose biosynthetic process. Gene Ontology annotation, molecular function: trehalose-phosphatase activity. NCBI's taxonomy places the organism in Eukaryota, Metazoa, Arthropoda, Insecta, Diptera, Culicidae. Bases 173 to 1066 code for a protein of 297 amino acids. The transcript is spliced from 3 exons.
AUGCCGUCGUCACCGUCAUAGACACUACACCCUUUAGCCCCGACGUACUUCGUUGUAUUACCACCCGAACGACGGACCUUCGUACGGACGCCACACCCGCCCUGUAGGGCGCCACCGGCGUGUAUUCCGUCACACAAACACACACGCGAGCAACGGCAAGCAUACAAAUAGAAUGGCUCGUAGUGCACCGCUGGUAGUACUUUCAGCUCUGAUAUUCCUUAAUUACUGUUCGAAGCCAGUGAUAAGCUGGCCGGCGACCAACCAAGACGUUUCCAACAUGUCGCAGCCCGAUUACGAUCAGUACCUUGGCGAGUAUCUAAAGCCCGGUGAAAGUUUAGCUCUGCUACUGGAUUACGAUGGUACUCUGGCCGAGCUUACGACCCAUCCGAACCUGACACAGAUGAGCGAGGGAAUGCGGCAGUCCUUGCGCAACAUCAGCAACAGCGGCAAAGCCUUCGUGGCGGUCAUCUCCGGGCGCGAUGUGGAUGGUGUGAAGGAGAAGAUCGGCUUGGACAACAUUGUUUAUUCGGGAAACCACGGGCUGGAGGUGCUUUACCCAAAUGGUUCGCGUGAAAACCAAGGCAUUCCGAAGGAGGUGGCCGAUAAUUUCGACAAGAUGAUUGAUCAUCUCACUCGGGAGGUCGUGCAUCACGGAUCGUGGGUGGAGAACAAGCGUGUCUCGAUUACGUUCCACUUUCGCGAGGUGGAGCAAAAGUACAUCCCGGAAAUGGCAGCACGCGCGACGAAGAUCAUCGAAUCGUACGGUUACAGGGCCAAUCCGGCCCACGCUUCGGUUGAAGCCAAGCCGCCGAUUCAGUGGAACAAGGGAUUUGCAGCGGAGUUUAUCCUUGGGACGAGCUUCGACAAAAACUGGCGCCAACGGAAGGUGAUUUUUGCCGGCGACGACACCACCGACGAGGACGUGAUGAAGAUGAUCAAGGGCACGGGAAGGUCGUUCCGGGUGACGAAAGAUAAGGACUUGGUGACGAACGCCGACCAUAAAAUACCGUCCGUCGAUGCGGUUUAUCGCCUGUUGAAGUGGAUUGAAUCUCGAAUCUGCGAGUGAACGCCACGCGGAGGACACACACUUGUCGUAAUUGGUGGCAAAUAAAAGCCUAUCGUAUUUGUUUGACGAUUGUGCGAAAAGGACAGAUUGAAGUUGUUUGUAAACAAAACAUGCACUUUAUCAGCUGUGCGGCAGCAGUGAUAACUGCAUCUGGUGCAUCAAAACAAUACGUGUGUUUUACGAAAAAAAUUCACACAGCGCGAUUUAUGUUGGUAUUUAAUGUUAAAAGUGUUGAUUUUGAAUAAACU